AUGGGGCGAGCAAAACAAACUGCCCGUCGUGGUCAACCUCCUGCUUCAUAUCAUGGUUUUAGGAGGAUUGGCGUAUUUGGCCAUGCAGAUGAACCAUCCUCGCCGUCGACUUCCAGCACUCCCCAAAACGACCGAGAUUUUUUGGAAAGUUCUUCGUCAGGUCUUCUUCCAAUGGAGAAGUCGGCAGACACCCUCGAACUACCAGAUGAACUGAUCAACUUCAUCUCUGGGACUCACUCGACAUCCGAGCCGCCUCGAAAGAAACGCAAAACAGAUUCGAAUUGGAGCGCGGCACGUGAAAGCGAUGCAAGUGGAGUGUCAUCUGUCCAGGAAGCAGGACUUGACCACAUUAUUGUCAAGCAGUCUAGCUGGGACAUUAAGUGCGUUGGAUCCAAGCUGUCAAAUUUUCGUAGAACUAUUGAGAAGACUAACGUCCGCCCCUACGUUCAUUGGACUCGAGGUCAUGUUCCAGAGUAUAUUGAGAUUAUGAACGAAGCUAAGCAGUGUGUGUUCCACGCGCCAUUGCCGCAAGACUCUCGUGGGUUUGAGGAUGUGCUGCUGGCUUUGGAAGUCGAUCACGACUCGAAGAAAUGGGCGAAAUCCCAGGGCAAGCUCUGGACCGAGUUUGGACUAGAGCUUUCGCAACAGGACGGAGUUGACUUAUUUCGCAUCGUGUUUGCUGUCAAGUGGAACAUUACCACCUCGCCAUUUUUCAUCACGCAAGCUACUGCCAAGGUAAAGGUCUUACCAAAAGUCCUGAGUACAUAUUUUCCAGACCAGAGUGUCACUAGUAUUGAUAAGUGGAGUCCACAAGAUUUCUACCAGAGCGUCCACUCUCCAGAAAACAACGAUCCAGUCGCUGCGUCUCUGAGGGUUGACGAGCUUGAGUCCAACCUGUAUCCUUUCCAGAAAAGAGCUGUCCAAUGGCUUUUGAGGAAAGAAGGUUUCGAGUGGUCUGACAUUCACGAUCGUGUGAUAGAGUCUUCUAAAACACAGGACUCAACAUUGCCGGUCUCAUUCAUCGAAGCAACAGAUGCGCAAGGCCGGAAGUGUUAUAUCAGCCAUCUGUUCGGUUUGGUCACUUUGGAUCCCACUCCUUUCCGAGCACCAGAACAAGGUUUGAGGGGUGGCAUUCUCGCUGAAGAGAUGGGCCUCGGAAAGACGGUUGAGAUUAUCUCCUUGAUCACGCUCAACAAACGUCCAAAGCAACUUGAAAGCUCUAUUUUUGACACAUUUACUGGCCAGAAUGUACGGCCGACAUCGUCAACGCUCAUAAUUGCUCCACCAGCUAUCGCUCUGCAGUGGAUCUCUGAGAUAGGCAAACAUGCACCAUAUCUAAGGGUCAUGCAUUACCAAGGCAUAAAGGCACAUGCCAAAAUGAGUCCUUCGGAGCUGCUUGAUGCUCUGGCAUCCACAGACAUCGUCGUAUCGUCGUAUGGCGUUUUUUCAGCUGAAAUUAACUUUACUCAACUAAAUCCGGAGAAGACGUUACGGAACGCUUCUAAAUAUCCACGACCGAAAUCUCCUUUAAUGGCCUUGCAGUUCUUUAGGGUUGUGAUGGAUGAAGCUCAGAUGAUCGAGAGUGGAGUAAGCAAUGCGGCUAUAGUGGCUAGAAUGGUCCCGAGAGUUAAUGCAUGGUGUGUGACUGGGACUCCAGUGAGAAAGAAUGUCAAGGAUCUGCUAGGUCUCCUGGUUUUCUUACGCUAUGAACCAUUUGCAUCCAUCAAACAUAUAUGGUCAUCUCUUAUCUCGUCUCACAAACAAGAGUUUCGCACAGUCUUUGGAGGAUUGGCUCUUCGCCACUCUAAGCAGAAUGUGCGGGAGGAGUUGAGACUUCCGGCGCAGAGGCGGUAUGUCAUUACAAUGCCUUUCACGCCAAUCGAAGAGCAACACUAUCAAGGACUAUUUAAGCAGAUGUGCGAAGAAUUGUGCUUAAACCACCAAGGCGAACCUCUCACGGAUGACUGGAAUCCUGAGACCUUUGCCGAGGAAAUGAGAAAAUGGUUGGUGCGUCUUAGGCAAACAGCCCUUCAUCCAGAGGUGGGUGGUAGAAACCGACGAGCGCUGGGUAAUAAAGAUGGACCACUGCGUACUGUCGAUCAAGUCUUGGAAGUGAUGAUGGAGCAAACCGAGUUGGCUAUCAGAACGGAUCAGCGAGCCUUACUAACUCUCAAAAUGAAACGGGGCCAGUUGUUUGAAAAUUCUCCCCAAGUUAAACAGGCUCUUGAAAUAUGGGAAGAAGCCGCAAAUGAGGCCGCCGCAAUCGUUGAAGAAUGCAGAGAGCAACUACGGCUAGAAACUGGUCGUAACGUGGUAGAUGGGAGUUCUCCAGCCACGGACGAGCAACACGGAGCAGACAGUGAUUCUGAAAGCUCGGAAUUCGAUGAGGUUGAUCCUUCUUCACGAUUGGGAGCAUUUCGAAUCCGGCUUCGGGCUGCAUUGGAGAUCGAGCACAUGGCUACAUUCUUCUGCGCUAAUGCGCACUUCCAAAUCAAAUCUAAUGAAGAGAUGACAAAGCCCGAGUCUCCCGAAUUUGAAGCCCUAGAAAAGCUCGAAACAGAUGGUUACGAGUCAGCAAAAAGAAUUAGACGAGAGGUUCUUCAAGAGGUAGAAACUCCUACUCCAAAGCUCCAACAAGCCUUGAUUUAUGGAAAAGCAGAUAGACUCAUGAAAAAUAUAUCCAAGAAAGCUAGUUCUCAAUCUUUUGUUCAAGUCCCCGAGUUUCCAUCUAAUCCACCGAAGGGUGGGCUGGAGAGUCGCCGCAUUAUGGAGCAGCUUGAUACGCUUGCGACGGCUCUUGACGCGCAAGCUAAUCAACUAGAUGAAUGGAGAGAACAAACAGUUCAGUUCCUUCUGCGGCCGCUGGUCGACGAAGACGAAGGGGUAGAGCUCACGGGUGACGAGUACGAAGAAUCGACGAAGACUCAAGACGAGGUCAUGGUAUACGUGCAGGCUCUAAGAGCUGUCAUUGCUGACCGAUACGACGCUCUUACAGGGCAAGAGAAUAAGCUUACAGAGUAUGAUGUCAAUUGGGCUCUUAGCUUAGCGAAAAAGGGAGAAGGUGCUUUCCCCGAAAAAUCAUUGGAACUACUCGCGGUGCGCAAACACAUCAAACCGACGAAAGAACUGGGUUCUGUAAGGGGUAUCAUUUCAGAGCUUCGAGGUUUAGCGACAUCACUACGAACGGAUGCACAAAAUGACAAUAUAAGAGCUCAGAACGAACUUUCGAUCAUUGAGACACAACUCAAUGCCACCCAGAAGCAGUUGGCUGAACAGACUAAGGCAAAUACUGCUCUUGAGAAAGAGCUCGACCAAUUCACCAAUGUCAUGAAUACCAGGCUGGAAUACUACAAGCAGCUACAGCAAGUAUCUGAUAUGGUUGCGCCAUUAGAAGAGCAGAACAACAAAGUUUUGCUCAGCAGACUACUGAAAGAUGAAGCGAAGUUUGCACGAAAGCUUGCUUCGGCCAAAUCGAAACGUCGAUAUUUGGUACACCUCAAGAUGGAGGCUGCCAAUCCACAAGAGCAACGUAUUUGUGUCAUUUGCAGAGAUUCCUUCGAGGUUGGCGCACUUACAGUAUGUGGUCAUCAGUACUGCAAAGAAUGUAUCGGACUCUGGUGGAGUGCUCAUCGCAAUUGUCCAGUCUGCAAAAUGAAGUUGACUCAAGCAGACCUGCAUGAGAUCACGUAUAAGCCCCAGGUGCUGUCGAUUGAAGCGGAAGAGAUUCAAUCGGCAUGUCAGGAACGAACCUCACCUUCUUCGAGCUCAAAAAAGUCGGCUAUCUACUCGGAUAUUAGCAAAAGUAAACUUGCAGAAAUAAAGAAUAUCGAUCUUGAUGGGCCUUCGUUCACCACAAAAGUAGACACGCUUGCUAGACACCUUAUCUGGCUUCGAUCUUCUGAUCCAGGCGCGAAGAGCAUUAUCUACUCCCAAUUCAAAGAGUUCCUUACCGUUCUAGCUCGUGCGUUCGAGCGCUUUAGAAUCGGAUACUCCUCAAUCGAUAAGCCAAAUGGAAUAGAGAAGUUUAAGAAUGAUCCAAGUGUCGAAUGCUUCCUACUUCAUGCCCGAGCACACUCUUCUGGAUUGAACUUGGUGAAUGCCAGUCAUGUAUUCCUUUGCGAACCGCUUUUGAAUACUGCACUGGAGCUCCAGGCGAUUGCCCGAGUCGAUCGGAUUGGACAGCAGCAGGAAACCAAUGUCUGGUUAUAUCUUGUCGAUGGGACAGUAGAGGAAUCAAUACACCAACUCUCUGUCAAACGCCGGAUGGAACAUAUCGGGCAGCGGCUCUUGAAAGGGAAAGGUAAAGCUAGGGAAUCAGAUCCAGCUGAAUUUCUCGAUACGAAUUUCGAGGAAGCCAAUUCCAUGGAAUUGCAACAGGCUUCUUUGUCGGGCUUGCUUGCCAAAGGGGACAUGGGCGGCGAGAUGGUCGAGCAAAAAGAUCUCUGGGAUUGUCUUUUUGGCGGCGUGAGCCAGAAGGUUGCGGAGAGGACGCUGAAGAAUUCUGAUAUAAUAUUUGAUGCGGAAGUCAGCAGACAUUUGAGGGCCGAGGCUGCUCAGGAGAGACUCGUCGGGUCAUUAUCGUAA
Messenger RNA from Lachnellula hyalina, 4584 nucleotides. It is a transcript of the gene SPAC144.05, whose product is annotated as putative ATP-dependent helicase. Gene Ontology annotation, biological process: protein polyubiquitination; DNA damage response. Gene Ontology annotation, cellular component: nucleus. The record is from RefSeq and is a predicted model, not a curated record. Gene Ontology annotation, molecular function: ATP binding; ubiquitin protein ligase activity; ATP-dependent chromatin remodeler activity. NCBI's taxonomy places the organism in Eukaryota, Fungi, Ascomycota, Leotiomycetes, Helotiales, Lachnaceae. The transcript is spliced from 6 exons. The coding region runs from base 1 to 4584 and encodes 1527 amino acids.